AUGGGAGCGAGUGGCCCUGCUGGUCCUCAGUGUUCUCCUGGCAGCUGCCCUCACAGCUCUUGGUGUAACCCUUUUUCAAAACUCUUCACAUUCAAAGUCACUGCAGCUUCCAGAUCUAAAGUAACCAAUGAUUUCCUUUGCUGUUAUCUCUCCAAAGAUGAAACAUGUCCGAGGUGUGAGGACGGCUGGGAGCCACAUGGAGGAAAGUGCUACUUCUUCUCCUCGGUUACUUUAACCUGGAAUGAGAGUAGAACACAAUGCAUAUCAAUGAGUGGAGACCUGGUUGUGAUAAACAACAGAGAGGAGCAGAGAUUCCUGGAGUCUAGAGUGAGAGGAAAAAUGGACACUGAUGACAAGUUCUGGAUCGGACUGACAGACUCAAAGAACAAGGGUGAAUGGCUUUGGGUGGACGACACACGACUGGAUUCAAGUGUGAAGUUUUGGCUUGGCAACAAUCCAGACGACUGGAGAGGGGAGAAACCUGAUGGAGAGGACUGUGUGAGGAUGGGGAAAGAAUACCUGAUGUCCUGGUUUGAUAAAUCCUGCGGAACGUCUCAAAAAUAUAUUUGUGAGAAACCAGAAAAAGCAUGAGCCUGAAAUCCAGUUGGAUCAGAUUGAGCUCGAGUCCUCAGCCACUUUCACAAACUGAGACAUGAUGCUUUAUUAAUUAAGAUCUUCUCCAGACAGAAACAACUCUGUAUAAUAUCUAGAGUCUCAUAUGUUCUUCAGUUUCCUUGUUAUUUUAAAGUGACGUCUAC
Limanda limanda (common dab) is the source of this 758-nucleotide messenger RNA. RefSeq names its product C-type lectin domain family 4 member E-like. The record is from RefSeq and is a predicted model, not a curated record. NCBI's taxonomy places the organism in Eukaryota, Metazoa, Chordata, Actinopteri, Pleuronectiformes, Pleuronectidae. Bases 1 to 591 code for a protein of 196 amino acids. The transcript has 4 exons.